AUGUUUACGUGCAUAGCAUGUACGAAGCAGACGGACGAUGGUGGAGAGGAAGGAGGAGCGCGUGGCAGUGGCACCCCAAGUACAAAAGAAGCCGUCAAAAGCCUGACGGCGCAGAUCAAAGAUAUGGCACUGAAAUUCUCUGGUGCUUACAAGCAAUGCAAACCAUGCACAGGGUCGAGUAAUUAUAAGAAAGGAACACCGAGACCUUACCCGGAUUUUGAUACUGCUUCAGAAGGGAUUCCAUACCCCUAUGCUGCAAGCUCAAGUUCUACACCAGCUUGGGACUUCACCUCUAAUCAUCAGUUGGGUGCAAGAUCAGACUCAAGAUUUACCAGAGCAUAUGGUGGUGGUGAUCGGACCCCGGGAGGUGCAUCCUAUGCUCAGUCUUGUGAUGUAGUUUUGGAUGAGGAUGAGCCUAAGGAGUGGAUGGCACAAGUGGAACCAGGCGUACACAUCACUUUCGUAUCUCUUCCUAAUGGGGGAAAUGAUCUCAAACGAAUUCGUUUCAGCCGAGAGAUGUUUAACAAAUGGCAAGCUCAGCGAUGGUGGGGUGAGAAUUAUGACCGCAUCAUGGAGCUCUACAAUGUUCAGAGAUUCAACCGGCAAGCUCUGCACACUCCUCCAAGGUCUGAAGAUGAGUUAUUAACAGACUGUUGUACUCAGCAGCAGAGGGAUUCUUCUUAUUCAAGGAUGGGAUCUGCUAUGGAAAGCCCUAUGGCUCCAUCAAACAAGGAUUGGACACCAAGGAACCAGUAUAAACCCUCUGGAGCUGGAAGUAGAGGCUAUUUCCCAUCCGAUUCUUUUGAUCAUGGUGGUGGUGGUCACCACUAUAAUGCUGGUGGUUCUAGUGCUUAUGGAGCGGGCGGGCACAAGGGAGAGGCAUCAUCUUUCGAUGCUUCACGGACAACAACCUCCUCUAGAGAUGAAGCUUCAAUCUCAAUUAGCAAUGCUAGUGAUGUCGAGUCAGAAUGGGUUGAGGAAGAUGAGCCUGGGGUAUAUAUAACCAUAAGGCAGCUAGCUGAUGGCACUCGGGAACUUCGCCGUGUCCGAUUCAGGUAUUCAAGAGAUAGAAAGCUUCGUUCGAGGGCUUUAAAGGUGGAAUUGAUCAUCGAGCCAAGGUAUAAAGUUACUUUCCUUGAUGUGCUUAAUCUGCAGACCAUUCCACCUGUCAGAAAUGUUGAAAAUGGGCCUAGGAACUUUUGUACUCAGGAGUCAUUGAACCCGCAGGAGGGACCCUCAAAGGGUCAAGCUAGCUUGGACACUCGGGCGCAUUUGACAUUGCCCCACGAGUUUCGGGGACGCCCGAACUGUUCGGUGAGAGGAAUGCGGCUCGGGUGGACCAAUUGUCCUCUGAGUCUUGUGAGGAAUGAGGCCCAAGUGGACCAAGUGUCCCCUGAGUCUUGCUAG
Prunus armeniaca (apricot) is the source of this 1407-nucleotide messenger RNA. NCBI's taxonomy places the organism in Eukaryota, Viridiplantae, Streptophyta, Magnoliopsida, Rosales, Rosaceae. The record is from the annotation of a GenBank genome assembly.